This is a messenger RNA of Clupea harengus (Atlantic herring), 3484 nucleotides long. It is a transcript of the gene frmd8, whose product is annotated as FERM domain containing 8. Gene Ontology annotation, biological process: negative regulation of canonical Wnt signaling pathway. NCBI's taxonomy places the organism in Eukaryota, Metazoa, Chordata, Actinopteri, Clupeiformes, Clupeidae. Gene Ontology annotation, cellular component: plasma membrane; cytoskeleton. The record is from RefSeq and is a predicted model, not a curated record.
AACAGUUAAACAGUGUGCGCUUAAGCAUAGGUCAAUCAAAAUAGUUAUAGUUCCAGAAUAAUAAAAUAUAUUUAAUGCUGCACCAGUGAAUCCUACGUAUCUGAUUAAAUUAGUAGACAAGACUUCCGAGAGGCUUAUAAAGUCUGGUGAACAGUGACUUACCAGCAGAUGGCACUGUUCAUUCAUUUCGGAUCAAGAGUGAUAAUUGCGUCUGCUUCCGGGGCGGGGUGUGCCGUUUAUGUGCAGUAUCCACAACUGUUUUUCAGUAGGAGGCAAACACAGCUGCUGUUGUAUUCCCGGGUAGUUCUGAUUUCUGUUUAUUAGUGAGUGGGUUUUUUGGACAUAAACGGCCUUCUCAUUUUUUAUUUGGAAAGCGGUAACGUCCCCAGAUGGAGGGAGAUGAUUCUGAGUUUCCUCCAGAGUCAUCGGAGCAUUCAUAUUCCCAGAGGGGGAGCGUUGCUUCCUCUGUUACCCGAGCUCAAGAUGUUCUUGUCUAUUUGGUGACCGACAGUGCUGUGCACUUAUGUUUGGAGGGUGUUGGCUGUGUGAGUGUGCACGAAAUGGGGCGCAGUGUUCGAGAAGCCCUCAACAUCCCCGACUCAGCCCAAGACGCCUUCGCCUUCUGGCUCUGCUCGCCUUUGCUGGAGUUACAGUUGAAACCAAAGCAUCAGCCUUAUAAACUGUGUCGGCAGUGGCAGGACUUGCUGUAUCGCUUCACAGAGGCUUCAGAGGAGGACAUCGCUCAAGAUGAACCAUGCCUACAAUACAGGAGAAAUGUUUUUUACCCCAAGACUAAAGAACUUCAGAUCAAGGAUGAGGGGGUGUUAAAGCUUCUCUAUGAUGAGGCACGCUUGAACAUCCUUGAUGGACGGUACCCAUGUGAUCCAGAGCAGUGGUUAGCAUUGGGGGCUUUGACCUGUGCCAUAGAGCUUGGCAUUGGCCUAGAUGAGAGGAAGGUCGCUGCAGACAUCAGGGAGAAGAAGCUGUCGUCCUUCCUGCCCGGCCAUCUGGUGGUGGGAGGGGGUUUUCUGUCGACCCUGCGGGGAAAGGGGGGUCGGCAGGCGGAGCUCGAGCAGAAGCUUCUGAAGGAGUACCACUCACUCAGCCAGAAUCCCAGCCAAGACCCCACCUAUCUCCUGAGACAGUACCUCAGCACCUGCCACACACUGCCUUACUAUGGAUGUGCUUUCUUCUCAGCAGAGAUCGAUAAGCCAGCCCAGGGAAUCCUUCACAGGGGGGGGCACAAGGCCGUCACAGUGGGCAUCAGCCUGGAGGGUGUUUAUGUCAUGGAUGUCAAAGAGAAGCAUGUCCUCUUGGGCCUGCGCUUUAAUGAGCUGUCCUGGGACCACAGCUACCCUGAGGGGGAGGGAGACUCGCAUAUCCUCUGGUUGGAGUUUGACGGGGAGGAGGCAGGGACUCCUGUCAACAAACUAUUGAAGAUCUACUCCAAGCAGGCGGAGCUGAUGAGCGGACUGAUCGAGUUCUGCGUGGAGCUGCGUUCAGCUGGUGACGGGGCUGCAACGGGCACGGACGGCGAGGUCGUGCCCGCGCAGGCAGCACCUGCGGGCCAGGUGGGAAGUACAGAGCGGCCGAGGGGCAACCGGCGAGGGAAGCUGCGGAGGCAGAGCAGCGUGGUGUGCAGCCGGGUGCACUCGCUCAGCACCAUCAGCUACGUGGAUGACGGUAAAGAAAUCAAGGCUCUCAAACCAAAAAGGGCUGCGUCCUUCUUCUCGCGGCAGGCCCAGCCUCAGGACUACACGGCGGUGCAGGUGGCUGAGAGUCUGGAGCAAGGCUGAACCUGAAGAGUCCACUCUAGCUAAUACUGACCAAAACAACUGCUUCACGUCGACACCCUAGGGAGAGGAAUCGAGAGUUGGAAUGACUAUUUAAACUGGACCAAGUUUUUUCUUUUUUUUUUUAAUUAUUAUUAUUAUGGUGAAAAAGUGGAAUAUCAUAGGUUGAAAUGUUAACUUUUUGUCGUAGGUCAAACACCACUGCCUGAAAGGGAACCUUGUAUAAAGUAACUAUGCCUUAUGUAGGUCAGUGAAGCAGGAACAGCCGUUUGUCAAGGGAGGGAAAUGAAAAUAAAAUCAUAGGCGUUAGAGAUCAAACCUAAUUAGGCAGACAUGGUUGUGAUGUCAUUGAAUUUGGACUUUUCUUCGCCAUGAAUAAGAUAUUCAAAACCUUGAGGUCUGAAUGAAUUGUGCUUCGAUAGACAUUUCAUUAUUCCUUAAAUAUUUUAAACCACUCUCAAACGUGAAUCAACAACGACCUUGAUGGCUGUUCGCUGUGAAUGUAGUGUUCCAUUUUGUUAUUGUCCGAAUUAUGCAAACAUCAACAGGAAGGGGAGCAAAGUGUGCAAUCCAUGUCACUGACCUCUCUGAACUCCCCUCUGCACCAAAGUUAACUGUGCCUCAUGUUCUCGGCUGCUUCCGAACCCUCACACUCAAAUCAGGUGACCUGUAAAAUAAUCAGGAAAAAGAUCUUUUUACAUCCUUAAUGAAGACAAAAAAAUACCGGAGUAGUCCACAUUGAAACUGUGGCCACCCUAAACUAAAUCAAGGUUCAGGUGCUCUAAUGUCUCCACUGGCUGUGAUAUAUUUUGGAAAUGUGUCAUGGCCAUUGUAGAAAAAACCUCAGUCAAAUGUACUGUAUUCUUUCCUGUUUUGGUUACAUCACAGUGCACAGUACACCGUCAAUGUUAUUGCAGACUGAAGGAUACGAAUCUCAUACACUGUUUGUCUUUCCUCUACAUUCUGAAAUGUAUGGAUCCACUCUUAUCCUCUGCCUUUAUCUAUGCAUGACAUUCGGCAGAAGCAAAAAGAACUGUAGGCAGUUAAUGAAUUAGCAUGCAUAUACAUCUUCACCCGUCACUUUUCAGACUUCAGGCUUGAGAAGAACGCAAAAGGAGUGAUGUACAUUGCACUUCUCUGUGGUACCUCUGAACACUGUCAAAUAUCUGCAAAACAACAAUCAUGAUGGGUCUUGGCCAUUCUUGCAUGUGCCAACAUUUGAAUGAGAUUUGUGGAACCACAUUGCUUUCCAAAUACGCUUUUUGGAUAAACUUAAGAGUUUAAAGUGCCUUUUGUGUUUUUAACUAAUUGUAGCUGAUACCAUGAACUUUAGAUGAACCGUAAACCUGUUUUGUGUUGCAUUUUAAUACAUUAUCCCUUUACGGUUUCCAUUAAUCCGUAUUUUAGUUUUAUAUUACAAACACUUGUGACUCAAUAGAAUUCAAUGAUUAAUGUAAUGUGCACUACCGAAGUUCAGUAACUAAGGUUUGUAAAAAAAAAAAAACCUUGAUAUGCAGCAUAUUCAUUUUUUAUUCCUGCUUUGUACUAACAAUCUCACACUUCAAGUAUUAACUGAUAAUAAUGUGUUCUAUAGAUUUUUUAUUAUAAAUGUUUUAUUUAAAAAGUGUUGUCCAUUAUGUGGUUCUGAUGUAGCUACUGAACAUUAAAUCUGAAUAAAAUCAUUUAUGGCA